CCGUAGUCGAUAAGGAUGAAAGGAAUGUCAAACCCGAGCCCCAGCCCCAGACCAAGCGCCUCCACAACACAUCUGACAUUCCUCCUCGGCGGUGCAGGGACGGGCGGCCCUAAUGACGGACUUCCUCAAAUACAAGUGCAGAACACGCCCACCUCAAGGGCCGAUUGGAUAAAGAGGAGCACCGAGGCCAGGUGCAAGUACAGGACAUCCCUCCACCUGUACUGGGACCUGAACUGGUAUCGGAUGGAAGGGGAUGAUGAUAAAGACCAUUUCCGGGACCUGGAAAUGAUACGAGAAAGAUGCAGUGCCAUAAACAAAAACAGAGGAAGAAAUGGACCAGGUGGAGAAGAUACCGGAACAACACUGCCUACCCCUGUUUGUACCAUUAAAGAUCACACCAAUGAUGUCACAAGUGUAGACUUCUCUGGCCGAUCACUCCUUGCAACAGGCUCAUCAGACAAGAGUGUGAGAUUGUACAAGUGGCAAGUUGGAGACAAGUUUGCUGAAGUGAGCCACUCUCCUCUUCUGGGCCACACAUAUGGUGUAAAUUAUGUUAACUUCUCUCCAUUCGGCUCAAAGUUGGCAUCUGCAUCCAUUGAUGGAUCAACCAUUAUUUGGGAUGUAAAGAGUGGUGAGCGGCUGUGCUCCCUGCAGCCUGCCAGUGAGGCUGCUGUUCGGGUGUGUGCCUUCUCUCCCAACUCUGCCCUGCUGGCUACUGGAGGGGAUGAUGACUUGGCAGGGAUCUGGGAUGUUUCUACACUCUCACUUCUCAGACGAAUGUGUGGAGACGAAUCAACAGUAACAAGUUUAAGCUUCACCCCAGAUAGCUGUUAUCUGGCUACUGGGAGCAGUGGCGGUGAGCUGCGGGUGUGGGAUGCUCGCUACGGACAUUCUGUGGCACUUGCUAUUAAGGCAGAAGCUCACGAUUUGGGAGUAUGUUCAAUUCACUUUAGCCCAUCAAUUGGGAAGGAGAGCAGUGGAACUAUCGGAAAGCAGUAUCUGUUGGCAUCAGGAGGACAAGACACAGAACUGCAUUUAUGGGUGGUGGAGAUUGGCAGUCAGGUGUUAGGCGGGGACACCACACCUUCCAUCACACUUCAUCACACGCUGUGUGGCCAUUGUGCUCCAAUCAUGUCAGUUCGGUUCAGUGCAAGUGGACUGCUUCUGGCAUCUGCUUCGGGGGAUAAAACUGUCAGGCUGUGGGAUCCUAUGAAACAAGUUCCUCUGGGUGUGCUGGAGGGCCACAAGCGAUAUGUUACCUCCUGUGCCUUUAGUGAUGAUGGGGCGCUGGUUGCUGCUGGAAGUGGAGACCGGGUGGUCAAAGUUUGGCGGGUGGAUGGAGCCACCAACCCCACCCAUAGCUCUACCUCAUCCACUGAUGCAAUAAGAAAGCUACGAGUCAGGUUUCCCUCCUAUGGACUUCGAGAGAACACAAAACUCAUUGAAUGGAGCAGUGAAGAUUUAUGUGAAUGGUUGGUUGAACAAGGACUGGCAGAAUACUCUCAUAAUUUCCGGACUCAUGCAAUUGACGGACGAGAAUUGCUAUCGGUAACAGAUGAAGUGCUCGAGAAUAAGCUUGGCGUUGAUGCACUUGGACAUCGAAACAAAAUUAUGCGUCUGAUUCGUAGAUCUCAGGACAACCAAGCAAAAAAGGAAGCUUCUAAUGAACCGCCUUCUGAAUUCCUUUGUCCCAUCACACAAGAAAUGAUAUGUGAUCCAGUUCUCUGUGCAGAUGGCUUCACUUAUGAGCGAGUAGCAAUGGAGGCAUGGCUGGCCAGUGGUAAACGCACUAGUCCAAUGACCAAUGAGAAGCUGGCCCACGUUGUCCUUACUCCAAAUCGAACAUUGCGCACACUUAUACAGAAGUACAGGGAGGACAACAUUUGACCCACCGGGUGUUGCAAAUGCAAAGUUGGCUGCACUGAAGAUUGCAGAAUACGGAAAGAAAGAAUAUCUGUGAUUUCAGCAGCUGUUUUACUUGUUGAUUAUUUGAUGGAAUAUACUGAAAGCCUUAAGUUCAUUGGUAAGUACACAGUUUUUACAGUUAUGAAGUCAAGGGCUUGGGUGCAGGUUUGUAUAGCAUCACUACAUUUUUAACAGUUUAAUCAGUCUACAUUGAUAUGCAACUUGGCAUAUAUCAUAUAUAUGUUGCUUGAAAUUUAGUAAAUAAAAUGCAUGAAAAUCAAAAUCUCUUGCAGGAUUGAAGAAACCAAAAGAGACUGGUUUCAUAAGUUGCAGGGAACAAUACACAGUAUCACAUUUUAAAUAAUUUCAACAUAGUGAUGUCCUAGGAAAGUCCUGUCAUAAUUAAUUUCAUAAUAGUUAUAAAUACAACCUUUUAAUAAUCUUAAUAAUAUUUUCUCAAAUUUUGAGUUUACAGAAAGGGGUUCUGCACAAGUAUCUUGAAAUAACUAAAUACUAUUUUGUCCAAUCUGAAGAACUGCAGUGUAUAUGCACUUGAACAUUUGAAAUUUGUUUGAAUGUUAUUUUUCUUAUUUGUACAUGCCUAUUGUUAUUUUCACAACAUCUGAAGUACAGUUUUUCUAUUCUUAACUGUCAGACUCCCUGUUGCCAAACAGUUGUAUCACUUGCACAUAUUUUGUUCUUCAACACCUGUUUAAAUUUGAAUAACAUGACUUAAUUUAAUGUUGGACCAUAAAUCUUUUAGUUAAAAUCAGUAUGCCUACUCUUUUCUGUUGCAAUUACAAGUGAUGUCAGCUAUAUGCAGAGGUGAUGGGUAAUGCAAUCACCAUAUUCAGCAACAUAACAAGCACCAGGUGUUGCACAUAGAUAGGUGCUCUCUGCUGCACUCAGGACCAUAGCAGUCAGAUGUGAAACAGAAAAAAAGAUGGCAUGUGUAAUCUGCUGUGUACAGGCUCCACUGUAUUUAAAAUUUACUGCUAGAACUGCCUCAUCAAUUGACGGUAUUACCAGGCCUUCAGUAAUGAGUGACAAGGGAAGAAUGCAGUCCCCAAGGGGCACAAACACUAAAGUUUCUUUAUGCUUCCUUUGAAUCUUCUCUUCUGUUUUACUGCCUUCCUUUUUUCAUUGUACUUUUCAUCUCUUCUACCAGAAUCUUCUAUUAUUUUUUCAUCUCCUUAACAAUAUUUACUAGGCCUUGACUUAUCUUAUAUUUUCUCCCCUUUCUUCUUUCUCCUCCCCCAACUUGUAGGCUUGAAUUCUUCCAUAAUAAAAAUCUGUCCCAAAGUUGAUGCCAAAGAGGUGCAAUAGCAUAACAAGUUCCUUAUUACUUUGUUGAUAUAGUUUAUAUAGUAUGUACAGGAAUCUGAGCCUGGGGACUGGGUCCACCCUCAAAAAUUUUACCUGGAACACUUGUCAGAAUGUUCUAAUUUCUUUCUUGCUCCCUCUCCACCGUAAAAAUAGUGACUGCUGAUGGUCAGUGAGAUCAGCAUUCAGUAUCUCUUAUUUAAGACUCAUCCAUUUAGGUUCUUAGUGAGGAAAGAAUGCCUCCCCUCAGCAACUCAUCCAAAAUAUUAGAAUGAGAAUGAUUUCAUGAUGAAGAAAAUAAUUGUGCAAGUAGUUUAUUGCAUUUAUUAAUGUGUAUAUAAAUUUACUAAAAAGAUAAGGUACAUUUUCACUGUUCUCACAAGCUUUAUAUCAGUGAAGUUUGAAAAAGAAAAAAAAUUAUGAAGAUGCAUGUGCAUAUGAACAACAGUCUGCUCUGUUGAACUGCAGAGUGCAGACCAAACUUUCAUCUCAUUUUACCUCAGCAGUCAGCUUGGUCCUUACCUGAUGCUGAUGCUACCUGUUGACUGCUAGACUGUAGUUUACUCCUAAACUUAUGCACAUGGCAAACAAUACUUAUAACUACAUUAUAAAGUAAGGGAGUACUAAUUAACAUCACCAGCACCAUUGUUUGAACACCAGAACAGUAACGGCACAACAUGCACAGUGUGGAUACUUUCUUUUCUUGGUGUAUGGAAUUACUCCUACUUAUUAUACACAAACUACUAUGAUGAUAAAAAUCCCAGAAAUGUUGAGAUAAGUAGCAGGAUGCUCAGUUUCCCUCCAUCCCACAUCUCAUCUGGACCUGGCUAAUUCUAUUACAACAGGAAAACCUUUUCUUGUGUCACACAACUAUAUGUAAAAUUUAUAUGACUACAUCAUGCUUAAACUGAUGUUUCCAUUAUUACUUUUGCCAUUUUCUCAUAACUUAAACAUUUAUUGCAGUUCCUAAUCAUUGCAUUUCAUUUGAUUGGUAAUGGAUGUGUCUAGCUUUCUUCUCUACCAAUAACUAUAUCAUAAUGCAGAUACUGUGAGGAAAAUGCAUUAACAAAAUAUAGAGAAAAGGUAGCAAUAUAGAACUUCUCUCAAAACUUUGCUCAAUGAAGGGAGUAACUGAUAGUAGAAAUUUGAAUCCUUGUUGCUAUUGCAUGGUCACUUUGUUACAUAUAAAGCUAUAUAGUAAAGAGUAGAGGGACAAUGGAGAACUAUAAGAAAGCCUGUUCCUUGUUUCUGUUAAUAUAAAACACAAUACAGUUCAUUAUGCUCAGAGUAUGUUUAGCUGCAUGGAUUGUGGAUCUUGAAAAAAAUGUAUGAUGUUCAGUUGCACUUGGGAGAUGAAAGAAAAACAGAAGAUAUACAAGCUAACAUGAAUCAGUCUCCAUGAAAAAAAAUGUUUAUGCAGGCUUCACAAGAAGAGAAAAUGUUGACCUGUCAGGCAGAUUGGCCCACUGCUGGUCUGGUUGCUUUUUUUGUAUAUGGUAAGCAAGUUAAUAGUAUGGUUUGUACUUUUGUACUGUGCUGUAACUUGUACACAAUGGUUUCUACUAAUUUAUGGUUGUGACAAUUUGAAGGCAUAGUUAAAAAAAACAUAUGUUAGAUUAAAAUUUUAGUCAUAGAGUGGCUUUUUUAAUCAGGUUUAUAGUUGAAAAGACAUUCCUCAACAAACAUUUGAAAGGUCUGUGUGUGUGUGUGUGUGUGUGUGUGUGUGUGUGUGUGUGUGUAAUUCACCACGGCCUGAUCAUGAGUUGGACUUGCUUUCGCCAGCAGGUACCCUCACGACAUGAGCAAGUGCUCAUUUGUCGAUCUCUGGGUACUGCCAGGACCUCACACACCACACACCCCAUCCCCCUUGCUCAAGGGGGGACAGUAACCACUCCUAGUCAACGGAAAGAAUCCGGCCUGAGCGGGGCUCGAACCGCCGCCUGUUUGGCUGUGAAGCCUUGCAGUGCGACGCUCUAACCAAAUGAGCUACCAGAACGGUGUGUGUGAGUGUGUGUGUGUGUGUAAUUCACCAUGGCCUGAUGUGUGUGUGUGUGUGUGUGUGUGUGUGUGUGUGCGUGCAUACAGGUGGUGAGUCAAUUACUUACCUAAUUAAUUAAUUACUUACUUGCUUGUUUAUUCAUUCAUUUAUGAAAAUUGUGUGAAUUUGUAAAUUACAAAAACUACCUAGAAUAUUCUUCGUUAGAACAGGUAUCACUGCUUGAGGUAUACAAUCUUUUCAUGACUCCUUUUAUCUUUUAUCAUGUACUUACACAGGUGACUAACCAGUCUGAUACCUUAUAUUGUUGUAAUCAGACUGUAGAUAUCCGUCCAUACAGUAGCAUGUAAGGUGAUCCAUUUAGUAAAAUUUUGUAGAUUUUAAUGAUACUUAUGACACCUAAUGUAAACAUUCAUUUAAGUUAGUGGCCAGGCUAGGAUAUUUUAUUUCAUAUACUGUUUGAAUACACAAUACUCUGUUCAUUCAUCUGACAAUAAAAGAAUACCCUCAGUAAUGGACACACUAGUUUUGGAGCAUAAUAAUGUCAUUAUUAAACAAUUUCACAUUUUUGUAUGUACUGUAUCCAUAAACACUUUAAAUUACCUUGCUACUACACCUUGUACCUUAAACAUUUCUCGUAAAUCUUUUCCAGCUGGUUUCUCAUGUCUGGUUCAUUUCAGAUAUAUCACUCCAGUAUUUGUAAGAUUGAGUAUUGAUAUUUUUUAAACUAGUAUUCACAUACAAACUAACUCUGUUCCCUUUGAUAAUUGUACAUGAAAGUUACUAUGGCUCUCAACCAGAAUUUCCUCACAUCAUAUUUCUGAGAAUUGCAGCUCUUAAUAUUCUCAAGAAAUAAAGGCAAAAUUUUCUCUAGAAAAUGUCACAUUUGCUGUUACUUGUGCACAGGAAUGGAUAACUUAUUGCUUCACGAAAAUGUAGAGGGUACAGUGAGUUGUCUGCUAUAAUAUUUUAUAAAGCCAGAUGAAUGCUCUCCUCAUCUUAACAGCCUUAUGUCUCAUGUAUGGUGAUUAGAUAUUUCUAAAAGUUUACUGAUAGGUUUUGGAUGACAAAAAGAAGAGGUAGGAACAUGUUAUUAUCUAUACAUGUUUAAGCUUGGAAUGGCAUAUUGAUGUUAUUUAUGCUUUAUGUAAAAGAUGAAAAAAAAAAAAUUAAUUGCAUGUUGCAGAGUCCUUCCGUCUCAAACUCUUGGAUUUAGGCAUGAGUGGUUACAAGGGAAUAUUGAACUGAGGGAAUUCUUUGAAGGAUUUUCUGAUGCUUUUCAGAUUUUUUUUCAUAUGAUAGUGAAAAUAUUACAUAGGUAAUAUCAAUGACUUUACAAUUUCUAUUUUAGUAUUAGCUGUGAACAAAAUAUGAAUAUACAAAUCAAAAAAUUUAUUUAAUAUAGAUAAAAAGGAAAUCUAAAGUUCUUGACAUUGAUAAAAAGGACAUCUAAGGUUCUGCAGAAAUGCAACAGAAAAGUCCCAGUUUUUCAUGUUCACAUUCUCAGAAAGUGGACCUUUUAGCAGAUGGAGGGGGGCAUCCAACCCCCCCCCCCCCCUGGGUACAACCCUGAUGAUGGAAUUUUAAUGAAGUGUUGAAGCAAAGUUUUCCAUUUCCUGUCCUGGUAGCAUAUACUCUAAAGUUAAGUUGCAUCACUUAAACUUACCAAUGCCACUUCUGAAAUUGAGCCAAUCUUUAUUUUUAUUUCAUUAACUGAUAUGAAUAGGCAGUGAUUUACUUACAGUUAUACACCACCUAAGAUAAGAGGCAUACUGUGGAUUGUCUUCAUCUAAGCAAACCAAGCCUCUCACUAGUUAUACUUGAAAGGCGUGACUUGGUUAUAUCAGCUUAGAAGAUAAUCUUACUUCAUUACAGGUUAUUAUAGGGAAAGCACUGAAAACAAAUUGAUAGAAAGUAGAGUUUGGGGAUAAAUGUAUAUAUUCUCUUCUUCAAGCGUACCAAACUAACAAUGAAAAAAAUGUCAGGAACAGGUAGUACAAGAAAAAAAAAAAAAUGCAAUAAAAA
Molecule: messenger RNA, 7249 nt
Organism: Eriocheir sinensis (Chinese mitten crab)
Lineage: Eukaryota; Metazoa; Arthropoda; Malacostraca; Decapoda; Varunidae
Product: WD repeat, SAM and U-box domain-containing protein 1-like
Exons: 12
Coding region: 16-1887 (623 amino acids)
Biological process (GO): protein ubiquitination
Molecular function (GO): ubiquitin-protein transferase activity; protein binding
Source: RefSeq, a predicted model, not a curated record